ACCUUGUCAGCCUUGCAACACAUUUCUGUGCCUCCUUUCCCCAGAUUAUUUAGUUGGGACUAUUAAAUUCACGAUACCUUCUUCACGUUGAGUUUACUUACUCCGCAAUGGAUAAUACGUUCGAUAAGACAGCCUUGGAAACCAUUGAUCUCUUGGAAGCGCGAUUACGGAGGAUAGAAUAUGCUGUGUGUGGUCAUAUCGACACUACAUCUAUCACAAGCUCAGAUGUAUCUAUAUCCGCGUAUGAACGACUUGCAGAUUUAGAGCAUGUCCUUCAUGGACUUGCUUCAAAAUCAAGGGUUAUUCAGGAUUUAUUGAAAUUACGUGAGUUUAUUGUAUUUGAGCUAUUUGGAUGUGAUACCUAAUGUCUUCUAGAUGCAAGAUAUCCUGACCUCUUUCAAUCCAUUGACCCUGAUCAAAUACCAACCACACUCGAUACCGCCAGUAUUCUGUCUAUCAUAUUAGCAUCUGCCAGCUCAUAUCCAUCAACUGCUUCCCGAUUAACAUCAAUUCUUGAUAUGCCAAUCCCAUCGGCAGAAUCGUCCGCGCAACUCAUAGAUUUACAACCACGAAUCGCGAAAAUCGAAGCUCUUCAAGUGGCACAAAAUGCAGAAUUAUCAGCUUUCAGACAAAGAACAGCUGCGGUCAUUCAGCGUUGGUAUACUGUUGAUGUAUUGCGAACUGGUGAAAGUUGGGCAGAGUUGGAAGAAAGAGUACAACACGUGGAACAAAAAGUCCGAAGAGCCACUGCGAUGAAACAGUUGGAUGAUGACAUGGUUCAGGAGUGAGAUCCAUAUAUUGUAAGAUGAUAUUGUUUCAAAGUUUUGAUAUCUCCUGGAAAGAACAUAUACCAAGAAAUUACACGUCAUAGUGAAGUGGGAUGUAUGAGAAACGUCCCUGGGUCAAAGCAACAUCGACAUGUCUACAUGGCCACUGGACAUGAGUCUAUUCUACCGUCAUUUGAGUAACUGCGGAGAAAAAUUCCUUAUCUCCUCCGACAGAGCGAUGAUAUUACUGUUGAGGGGAUGCGAGAGUCCGGAGGUUGUAUGAUCCGCGCCUCAGACAUUGGCUAUAAACAUAUCAAUUGUCUGAGCCAUGACAUAUUAGCUAUCUCAUGUAUGGCUCAACUACAUCUGUAGAGUUUACUGUAUCACCGAUGCGAAGGGAUGAACAGCCGUUGUCCGAUGGAAGCAGUUGAUGCUUUCGAGGCUGCAGGCGCUUGAGAGACUGAAAAUAUACGGUGGCUACCUAAUAGAAAGUAUACCACACGUUGACACGUUUACCUAGAUGGUCAACGUGUUCCAAUACCCAGACAACACUUUCUCA
Messenger RNA from Sclerotinia trifoliorum, 1326 nucleotides. NCBI's taxonomy places the organism in Eukaryota, Fungi, Ascomycota, Leotiomycetes, Helotiales, Sclerotiniaceae. The record is from the annotation of a GenBank genome assembly.